This is a messenger RNA of Cricetulus griseus (Chinese hamster), 1352 nucleotides long. NCBI's taxonomy places the organism in Eukaryota, Metazoa, Chordata, Mammalia, Rodentia, Cricetidae. The record is from RefSeq and is a predicted model, not a curated record.
UGGACUCAGAACACUGUAAAACAAUGCCAAGAGCAAAGGAAAGAAAACAAAAGCCCAAAGGGGAUCCCCCAUUGGUGGUUCCCGUUCUUCAGAAGUUCCUGAAGACAUACCAGAAGCACUGCUUACUGUCUCGGACGUCCCUGUGUCCUGCCAUCCAAAGGGACCUAAAGAACAGCAUCGACAGAGACCAGAUCCUCAGGAAGUUUAUGCUUGUAAGAGCUGGCGACUCCACAACAAACCACCUGCCCGUUUCCUUAGAGCCUUUGCUCAUGACCAUUCGAGAUGAGAGCUACACUCAGGGGAAGGAGAUCUGCAUCUGGGGCCUUCAGCUGACCAACCCUGAGAUCGCCAGGCUCGCUUUAUUUCUGGAGUCAAAGGGGCACACCAUUUGCCCACUUACCACCUUGGAUAUCAUUAACUGCAAAAUGGAUCUGUGGUCUCUGGGGAGACUCGGGAAAGCUUUGCAGUUCAGCAGUUUACAUUUCCUCGUCCUUGAUUACUGCAAGUUUGGAAAUGAAGAACUUGAGAGCAUCCUCUCAGGCCUAGAGAACAACCAAAGGCUCCAAGGCCUCAGUCUGCGCUACUGUGGCCUGGGGCCUCAGAGUGGGCCGAAGCUGGGCUCUGUCAUCAGCCAGAGUGCCAUUUGUGAGCUGCACGUGGAUGGAAAUCAUUUGCAGUGUUCUGGGACUUUGGCCCUCCUCAGACCCAUAGCAGAAUAUGCAGAGAUUCAGGGGAAGGACCAGCCCACCUCAACAUCACCACACGCUGGGAAUCCCCCUCUGCUUCCCCAAGUGUGCCUUGGAGGAAGCUCAACUUUGAGCCAGAUUUCGAAAUCUUCCAAAGCUGUAACAGUGAAAAGGACCUCACAGAGGAAAAGGGGGGAAAGAGGAAUGGGGAAAAAAGUUAAACGCUUGAUGGAAGCCGGCCCUUGGGUAGUGACGCUGCAUUUGGCAGAUAACAGCAUAGACAGGAUGGGAAAAGAGGGAGAGCAAUUGCCGGAACUCACUCGAACUUUAACAUGCCUGAUCAAAUACUCUACUCACUUAAAGGAAAUUGAUCUUGGAAACAAUGUCCUGGGAGAAAUGACUGCGGUUGACAUCCUGGAAGCACUGAGAGCCAGGAAGACAGGUAAACUACCACCCUUAAAAAUUACCGUCAGUCCCAGGAUCUCUUCAGACACCUUCAUAUCUAUUUGGAAAAUUAGCAAGAAAUCUAAUAGGACCAGUAAAAAAAAGAAAAAGGUAAAUUCUUUACUGUCUGUGUGGUUGAGUAGCAGCCACAAGGGGGCACUGGAUGAGGCUUGCGCCUCAGUGGAGAUGGGUCUUGCACCUGUGCUGUCUUUUGGGCGGUAA